This is a messenger RNA of Gossypium arboreum, 1457 nucleotides long. Its product is annotated as protein SRG1-like. NCBI's taxonomy places the organism in Eukaryota, Viridiplantae, Streptophyta, Magnoliopsida, Malvales, Malvaceae. The transcript has 4 exons. Bases 145 to 1263 code for a protein of 372 amino acids. The record is from RefSeq and is a predicted model, not a curated record.
CACUAUCCACAACUAAAGAUAUUUAUUUAAUAAAAUGCAGCCUCCAAGAGAAAAAGAUCCCACCACUACUAAACUUCCAUCUUAUUUAAUUUUCGUUCAUUUGUUGGAACCUGAAAGCAUUAAUUAACCUAAGACUUGACCCGUAUGGAGUCGCCAACAGAUGCAGAAUUUGUCAACUUUGGGAAGUCUAUCAUCGUUCCCAGUGUUCAAGAGUUAGCUAAGGACCCCAUCGCCAAAAUCCCACCUAGAUAUCUCCGCCCUCUUCAAGGACAACCUCACUCCAUCUCACCCAAUCAUCACCUUCCUUCUGUCCCCAUCAUCGAUCUUCAGAAACUUGCUGCUGGGGAUUUCGUUGACUCUGAACUUCAAAGAUUGCACUCUGCUUGUAAGGAAUGGGGGUUCUUCCAGGUAGUGAACCAUAGUGUUAGUAUAUCAUUGUUGGAGGAUUUCAAGUUGGAGAUUGGAAAUUUCUUCAAACUACCUCAUGAAGAUAAGAAGCUUCUUUGGCAAAAACCAGAUAACCAUGAAGGGUUUGGUCAAUUGUUUGUAGUUUCAGAAGAUCAGAAGCUAGAUUGGUCAGAUAUGUUUUAUAUCACCACACUGCCACACAAUCUUAGGAACAUUGAACUAUUUGAAAAGCUCCCCCUUAAGUUAAGGCAGGCCAUGGAAGUGUAUUCUACUGAAGUGAAAAAUCUAGCAUUGAGGAUUUUAGAUUACAUGGCUAGGGCCUUAAAUAUGGGCACCGAAGAAAUGAGAGAGCUUUUCAAUGAUGGGAUUCAAUCAAUGAGAAUAAAUUACUAUCCACCAUGCCCUGAACCUGAUAUGACCAUUGGUUUCAGUCCUCAUUCUGAUGCUGAUGCUUUGACGAUUCUCUUUCAGCUCAGUGAAACGGAAGGCCUUCAAGUCCGAAAAGAUGGAAAAUGGGUUUCCAUUAAGCCACUUCCCAAUGCUUUAGUAGUUAACAUUGGAGACAUCAUGGAGAUUUUCAGCAAUGGGAUAUAUCGUAGCAUUGAGCAUAGAGCAGUUGUAAACUCAACCAAAGAGAGGCUAUCAAUAGCAACUUUUUAUAGCUCCAAGUUAGACUCGGAAUUAGGCCCGGCACUUAGCCUUAUUGGUCCCAGUAACCCUGCAAUUUUUCGACGGGUCCCUUUGGAGAAAUACUUCAAGGAAUUUUUUGCUCGGAGACUAAAUGGCAAGUCUUACCUUGAUUUCAUGAGAAUUAAAACCGAGGAAGAAAAUGAAGAUUGUAAAAACAAAACUUGAUUCAUUAACCAAUUAUCAGGAGAAACGUGGAUUGAAAUGUCAACAUAUUUACUUAAGAGUAAACAGACCCAUGACCAAGGUGGUCUCUAGUUCAAAUAUAUCAUAUAGUAUGUUCUUUUUAUCUCUAUAAGCUUAUUAUUGUAGUAUUAUUAUCACAUAUCAAUUAAAUGGCAACGCACUCGUUGUUACUUAUA